Gracilinanus agilis (Agile Gracile Mouse Opossum) is the source of this 894-nucleotide messenger RNA. It is a transcript of the gene OTX2, whose product is annotated as orthodenticle homeobox 2. Gene Ontology annotation, biological process: multicellular organism development; regulation of transcription by RNA polymerase II. The record is from RefSeq and is a predicted model, not a curated record. Gene Ontology annotation, molecular function: DNA-binding transcription factor activity, RNA polymerase II-specific; RNA polymerase II cis-regulatory region sequence-specific DNA binding. Gene Ontology annotation, cellular component: nucleus. NCBI's taxonomy places the organism in Eukaryota, Metazoa, Chordata, Mammalia, Didelphimorphia, Didelphidae. The coding region runs from base 1 to 894 and encodes 297 amino acids. The transcript has 3 exons.
AUGAUGUCUUAUCUUAAGCAACCACCUUAUGCAGUAAAUGGGCUGAGUCUUACCACCUCUGGAAUGGACUUGCUUCACCCCUCCGUAGGCUAUCCCGGUAAGAAUGCUUCUUGUCCUUUAGCAACCCCCAGAAAACAGAGGCGGGAGAGGACCACCUUCACUCGUGCUCAACUGGAUGUGCUGGAGGCACUGUUUGCCAAGACCCGCUAUCCAGACAUUUUCAUGCGAGAGGAAGUAGCCCUGAAGAUCAACCUUCCUGAGUCUAGAGUGCAGGUAUGGUUUAAAAAUCGAAGAGCCAAGUGCCGCCAACAGCAACAGCAACAGCAGAAUGGAGGUCAAAACAAAGUUCGACCUGCCAAAAAGAAGAGCUCUCCAGUCAGAGAAGUGAGCUCAGAGAGUGGAACCAGUGGCCAGUUCACUCCCCCCUCUAGUACCUCAGUCCCAGCCAUUUCCAGCAGCAGUGCCCCUGUGUCCAUCUGGAGUCCAGCUUCCAUCUCCCCACUCUCAGAUCCCCUGUCCACCUCCUCUUCCUGCAUGCAGAGAUCCUAUCCCAUGACCUACACCCAGGCCUCAGGUUAUAGUCAAGGAUAUGCUGGUUCAACCUCCUAUUUUGGGGGCAUGGACUGUGGAUCUUAUUUGACCCCUAUGCAUCACCAGCUUCCUGGACCAGGGGCCACCCUCAGUCCCAUGGGCACCAAUGCAGUCACCAGCCAUCUCAAUCAGUCCACAGCUUCUCUCACCACCCAGGGCUAUGGAGCUUCGAGCCUGGGUUUUAACUCAACUACUGAUUGCUUGGAUUAUAAGGACCAAACAGCCUCCUGGAAGCUAAACUUCAAUGCUGACUGCUUGGAUUAUAAAGAUCAGACAUCCUCGUGGAAAUUCCAGGUUUUGUGA